AUGGAGAAGUUCUCGCAGUUCCGCGACAAGGGCUCAGGAAUCGCGCCGUUCCUACCCAUCCCACCCGAGCCAAAGGGCGUUGCGCUACCCUUCCACAUCUUCCUCUACGUCUGUCGCGUGCCUCUGCUCCUGUUCUUCUGUAUCGCAUAUUUCGCCUUCUUCCAAUUCCUACCGUUCGGCGUGCUCGGGCGGAAAGCGUCGCUGUGGUGCAUACUCGGCAUCCCAGGCAUCUGGUGGAUUGAUUUGCAGAUAGAUGGCGUCAAGAAAGGAUCCCUUGCCCAGCACUCGGCCCGUUUGCCCAAGGCAGGCUCCAUCAUAGCCUCUACAUACAACUCGCCCAUCGAUGCGCUGUACCUGGCCGCCAUUUUCGACCCCAUUUUUGCCGCCAGCUAUCCCAACACACGUCUCGUCCAGCCUCUAACGCUCUUCCAGGCGACAAUACGGGCAUUCAGCUCGCCAUCAUCGCAAGUCCAAGCUCCGCCAAACGCGAAGCUCGUCGAUGUAUCAACCUACCUUGCCCAGAAUCCUAACCGGGUGAUGGUGCUUUUCCCAGAGUGCACCACGUCCAACGGUCGUGGCACCCUCCCGCUCUCUCCGUGUUUGCUAGCAGCAUCUUCCCGGACAAAGGUACAUCCUGUUCACCUGCGCUACACACCAGCCGAUAUUACGACACCCAUCCCGCACGCCUACGGAACCUUCCUGUGGAACCUCUGCUCGCGACCGACUCACUGCAUCCGCAUUCGGAUCGCCGAGGCGGUUCAGAACUCGGCACAGAAUCAUGCAGCGUCAUUGAAGGCCUCUGCUCUUGACAGUAUCGCAGACAGUGCCUCUGAUGCCGAGACUUUGGUUGGCACAGAGGAGGAUGGACCGCAGACCCAGGAGGAACGCAUAUUUCUAGACAAGAUCUCUGAGGCGCUGGCACGACUUGGACGAAUCAAGCGCGUGGGACUUGGUGUGAAAGAGAAGGGCGACUUUGUCGACAUGUGGACGAAGAAGAAACGAUCUUGA
Molecule: messenger RNA, 1008 nt
Organism: Cyphellophora europaea CBS 101466
Lineage: Eukaryota; Fungi; Ascomycota; Eurotiomycetes; Chaetothyriales; Cyphellophoraceae
Exons: 3
Coding region: 1-1008 (335 amino acids)
Source: RefSeq, a predicted model, not a curated record